This is a messenger RNA of Brenthis ino (lesser marbled fritillary), 1095 nucleotides long. NCBI's taxonomy places the organism in Eukaryota, Metazoa, Arthropoda, Insecta, Lepidoptera, Nymphalidae. The record is from the annotation of a GenBank genome assembly.
AUGAGUUCUGAUACAAUUAAUGUGACAGCACAACCAAUCUCGGAUACAACUCACGAGAUGCUGACGUCUGUGUUUUUGGAGACCCGCUCUGCCCAAGUUAUUGCAGGCAUAUUUGUGUGGACAGCAUUAUUUAUUACUUGCCAACAGAUAUACCAACACCUUCGCUGGUACACGAACCCAUCGGAGCAGCGCUGGAUAGUGCGCAUAUUGUUUAUCGUACCCAUCUAUGGCUGCUACAGUUGGAUCUCUCUAUUAUUUUUCAAUGGCAAUUCUUAUUAUGUUUAUUUCUUCACAGUAAGGGACUGCUAUGAAGCCUUCGUGAUAUAUAGCUUUCUGUCGCUAUGCUACGAAUACUUGGGCGGGGAAGGGAACAUAAUGUCGGAGCUGCGCGGGCGGCCGGUGCGCGCCUCGUGCGUCAACGGCACGUGCUGCCUCUCCGGUGCGACCUACACUAUCGGCUUCUUGAGGUUCUGCAAACAAGCGACCCUACAGUUUUGCCUCAUCAAGCCUGUGUGCGCCUUCAUUAUUAUAUUCUUACAGGCGGCCGGUCACUACCACGACGGUGACUGGAGCCCGGACGGCGGUUACAUCUACAUAACGAUAGUGUACAACUUCUCCGUCAGUCUAGCGCUCUAUGGCCUCUUCCUGUUCCUAGGCGCCACGCGUGAAAUGCUCAAGCCAUUCGAUCCCGUGCUUAAGUUCUUCACCGUGAAAUCUGUCAUCUUCUUGUCAUUCUGGCAAGGUGUAGCUCUGGCCAUCCUAGAGAAAGCGGAUGUGAUAUCCCCGAUAGUGGACUCGAACGGUAUCCCAACCACGGCGGGUACGGUCUCCGCAGGAUACCAGAACUUCCUCAUCUGUAUAGAGAUGCUGGCGGCGGCUGUGGCGCUGCGCUACGCGUUCCCGGCGGCGGUGUACGCGCACGCGCACCGCGACCCGCACCGCUCCGUCACUAUGCAGUCUAUAUCGUCCAGCCUUAAGGAGACAAUGAACCCGAAGGACAUAAUGACGGACGCGUUCCAUAACUUCCACCCCCAGUACCAGCAGUAUACGCAGUACAGCUCCGAUGUUACUUCUCACCUGCCUUAUGAGAAACUA